Echinops telfairi (small Madagascar hedgehog) is the source of this 716-nucleotide messenger RNA. RefSeq names its product charged multivesicular body protein 4B (gene CHMP4B). Lineage: Eukaryota; Metazoa; Chordata; Mammalia; Afrosoricida; Tenrecidae. Gene Ontology annotation, biological process: vesicle budding from membrane; late endosome to vacuole transport via multivesicular body sorting pathway. The transcript is spliced from 4 exons. The coding region runs from base 17 to 544 and encodes 175 amino acids. Gene Ontology annotation, cellular component: multivesicular body; ESCRT III complex; cytoplasmic side of plasma membrane. The record is from RefSeq and is a predicted model, not a curated record.
AGCCCAGACAUGGUUCAUGCCCGCUCUGGGCUCUCUGAACCCCUGCUCUCUCCUCCACGCAGCCGCCCUGCAGGCGCUCAAGCGCAAGAAGAGGUACGAGAAGCAGCUGGCACAGAUCGACGGCACGCUGUCCACCAUCGAGUUCCAGCGGGAGGCCCUGGAGAAUGCCAACACCAACACCGAGGUGCUCAAGAACAUGGGCUACGCCGCCAAGGCCAUGAAGGCUGCCCACGACAACAUGGACAUCGAUAAGGUAGAUGAGUUGAUGCAGGACAUUGCUGACCAGCAGGAGCUUGCGGAGGAGAUCUCCACAGCGAUUUCCAAGCCCGUCGGCUUCGGAGAGGAGUUUGACGAGGAUGAACUCAUGGCAGAAUUAGAGGAACUAGAACAGGAGGAACUAGAUAAGAAUUUGCUGGAAAUCAGUGGACCCGAAACAGUCCCCCUACCAAAUGUUCCCGUCACCCUCCCAUCGAAACAAACCAAGAAGAAGGAAGAGGAAGACGACGACAUGAAGGAAUUGGAGUCCUGGGCUGGGUCCAUGUAACCGGUCCGCCCGGCUAGGCCCAGACAGACUGGUGGCCUGUGGCAGCAGGCAGGCGCAUGUGUGUGCGGGGCAGGCAGGACGUGGGGCAGGCAGGUUGCCAUCGCUCUGAAUUGCUCUCCCACGCCACAUCACUGCUCACUCUGCAUCGCAUGGCCUGCACCCAGCGGGGCGG